AUGGAUCUCAACAGCCUCAAAGACCAAGUGAGCAACCUCACGCUCUACGACAUCAAAGCCGGCUUCCGGAAAGCCCAGAAUGCGGUGAUGAACUACACCGAGAUGGAGGCAAAGGUGCGCGAGGCGACCAACAAUGAGCCAUGGGGUGCAUCAUCGACAAUGCUGCAGGAGAUUGCCAACGCCACGUUCAACUAUCAGCUGUUGAACGAAAUCAUGCCCAUGAUUUACAAGCGCUUCACCGAGAAGGCAUCUGAGGAGUGGAGGCAGAUCUACAAGGCCCUGCAACUGCUCGAAUUUCUGGUCAAGAACGGUUCGGAACGAGUCAUCGACGAUGCGCGAUCCCACGUCUCGCUUCUCAAAAUGCUCAGGCAAUUCCACUUCAUCGACCAGAACGGCAAAGACCAGGGCAUCAACGUGCGCAAUCGCGCUAAGGAACUUUCCGAGUUGCUCAGCGACGUCGACCGCAUUCGAGCUGAAAGGAAGAAGUCACGAGCAAACCGCAACAAAUUUGGCGGCGUUGAGGGCGGAGCAGGCAUGGGCGGCUUCUCUGGUGCCGGAGGUUUCUCAAGCGGAGGCGGCAGCGGCAGCGGCAGCAGCAGCAGAUAUGGUGGUUUCGGUAGCGAGUCAGCAGAGUACGGAAACUACAAUGGAGGUGUGUAUGGGGAUGGAGGAGGCUUCGGUGGAAACACAUCCAGUUUCAACGACACGCAGCAACGGCGGGACAAGUUCGACGAAUAUGAUGAGUACGAUGAAGGCGAAACCUCCAGCUCAGCACCUCGACGAAAAGAAGCGGCUCCAGCACCAUCCAGGAGAGAACCAAAGAAGGAGGAGCCCAAGGCAAAGGCGCCUGAGCCGGUCGCAGAUUUGCUGGCUUGGGAUGAUGAACCCGCGCCAGCUUCAAUUUCAGCCGGAAAGCAGCCUGUGGCAGCGCCGGCAAACGACUUCGGAGACGACGACGACUUCGACGACUUCCAGUCAGCAGCCCCUCCUCCCGCCGCAAAGCCCGCUGGCUUCAAUGUUGCGCCGCCAGCUUCGACGUCUACAAUUACUGCUUCGACUCAAUUCGCUGCACCACAGCCCCAAUCUGGUGCGAACAACAACAAUUUCAACGAUUUGCUAGCAACCGUAUCACCCCCACCUGCAGCGAACAGGAUGAUGUCUCCUCCAGCAUCGACCCCAUCGGCAUUCUCCCAAACCCCUCAGCAGCCUUCAGGUUACCAAGCUGCUGGACCGAACUACUUUACGUCCGUUCAGAUCGGUGCUUCGCAGUCAGGGAAAUCGACACCUUCUGGUAUGUCCUCGGGCGGCAAGAUCGGAGCCGCCGCCCCCAAGAAAGCUGGUGGGGAUGCAUUUGCUUCGCUGCUAGCCGGCGCAGCGCCAAAGAAGGCGGCGACACCAACACAAAAGGUCACGAUGGGUGAUCUUGCGAAGCAGAAGACCAGUCAAGGAUUAUGGGGUGCGCCUGCAUCAAGCUCGAGCACUCCUGCUGCGCAGAGUCCUCAAUCUGGGUCGAAACCUGGCGGUGCUUUGGGUGAUUUGUUGGGAUAG
Molecule: messenger RNA, 1548 nt
Organism: Parastagonospora nodorum SN15
Lineage: Eukaryota; Fungi; Ascomycota; Dothideomycetes; Pleosporales; Phaeosphaeriaceae
Exons: 5
Coding region: 1-1548 (515 amino acids)
Biological process (GO): endocytosis; Golgi to endosome transport
Cellular component (GO): plasma membrane; endosome; clathrin vesicle coat
Molecular function (GO): clathrin binding; phospholipid binding
Source: RefSeq, a predicted model, not a curated record